GAUGCGGUGAGGCCGCUGACCGUGUGUGCGCACCCGUGACCUGAGCCUGUGACACGAUGCGGUGGUGGGCGCUGCUGGCCGCGCUGGCCGCCGUGCUGCCCGCGACCCUCGCCUGCGAGUGCUGCGAGAGGAACGCUACCCAGACCGAGUGCGCGGAGGGGGCGCUGCUUCGGGCGAGGCCCGACUGCAAGUGUUGCCUUGCCUGCGGCCGGCAGCUGGGCGAGCCGUGCAACGACGGCGACCGGCCGUGCGCCGAGACGCUGGACUGCGGCAUCGCCGGUGUCUGCAUAGAACAGCAGAAGUGCGAGAAGGAUGGCGACUGCGCGUCCAACCGGUUCUGCCUGGGCGGCUUGUGCUCGGACCCGUGCAGCAGCCUGGACCACUGCAGCGGCCUGCUGAAGGGCGGCGCGUGCCAAGUGCGCAGCCACCGGCCCGUCUGCACGUGCCCGCCGGGCGCCAUACUCGACGCCCAGAGCAAGACCUGCACCCCAGGUGGGUGCAAGGACCUGGACGGCCAGCGAGUGGCCGUUGGUCAGCAGGUGUCCAGGAAGGACUGCCAGGAGACCUGCACGUGCCAACCGUCCGGCAAGUUCAACUGCACCAAGACAGAAUGUCCGCCGGGCUCCUACACAUCUGGCUCGUUCAGCGACGACCCGUCCUGCGUGGAGCUGAGUAGCGCCGCCGGCAACGCCUGCUGCGUCAACGUCGUCUGCACCGACGCCGCGUCGCCACCGGCUGGCGCCGGUUCUGCCAAGGCAGCGUCGACGACGACGGAGGCGGGUGCCGAGCCGAGCACCACCGCCGCGCCGCCGGCGACGACCGUCGGCGCCGACGCGGGGGCCGUCGACGACAACGGAGCGCCGCGCGACCUGCUGCCGCUGGCGAUCACGCACAACAGCACGCGGCUGCAGCUGCCGGGCGGCGGCGGCCGGCUGGAGUACCGCACCGACGGCCGGCCGCCGGUGGUCGUCGCCGGCGCCGAGGACGGCCGGGAGCUGACCGUCACCGGCCUCCAGCCCGGCACCGGCUACCGGUUCACCUGGACGGGGCGCGACGGCUCGCGCAGUCUGCGCGUGGACACCAGGCCCGGCUGCGUGACCAACACAAGUUCACACGCGAUCGGUGAGACGUACCACAUGGGCUGCCAGUCGACGUGUGUGUGUGGCGGCCCCAACCAGCCCUCGUGCCGGCCUCGGUGCUCGUUCACGCGCGGCACGGUCACCGACAAGGCCUGCUCGGAGCGGCCCGACAUCGACGACCCCGAGUGCUGCGUCCAGCUGGUGUGCGCCGUCAGCAGCACCGGAGGUCAAAUAGUCCCGGAGACAACACGCGAACCGGAAACGACUACCGCGCCGCCUGCCACCACCGCCGUCCCCACCACCACCGUCAGCCCCACCGACGCCGCCGAGGAGGCCAGCACCACCCCGCCGCCGCAGACCAGCCCGGGCGCCGACUCCGAGCCGGGUGCGGUGGCCGGGGGUGCCCUGACCGACGCCGGCGGCCUGCCCCGUCCGACGCUCAUCGUCACCACCAAGUCGCACAGCUCCGUCACGCUGGCCUGGGACGACUUCAAGCCGCCGGCGUACGCGCGCGGCUACGUGGCGCAGUUCCGACGCGUCGGCGACGAGGAGUGGCGCCGCCAGGUGCUGGCGCCGCAGCCGGGCAAGAGCGUGCCGCUGGUGACGAUCGACGGGCUGCGGCCGGCGACGGAGUAUGAGGCAAGGGUGGCCAUCUUCGAGGGUUCGGAGCAGGACACGCUCGGAGACGCGACGGAGACCAUCCGGUUCGAAACCAACGACGGGUGUGAGGACGACGAGGCCGUGUUCGCCGUGGGCGAGAAGUUCAGCCGCGGCUGCAACGAGACCUGCGUCUGCGAGCUGAGUGGGCGCGCGCGCUGCGAGCCGCGCUGUCCGCCGCCGCUGUUCCAGGCGGGCCACUUCCGUGACGAUCCGCUGUGUCACGAGACGGCGCUGGACGAAUGUUGCGUGACGGCAGUCUGCGAUACGGCGCCCGUCGACGACGAGGCGCAUCAGGGCGCCAGCGGCAUGGACCCCUGCGAGUUCGUCCACUGCGGGCCCAACUCGCGCUGCCAGAUGGCGCCCCCGGCGGCCGGCCGGACGGAGCCGGGCGCCGCCGACGCCAAGUGUGUCUGCCUGCCCGGCUUCAACGAGGUGGAGGACGGCGGGCUGACCGAGUGCCGAGCCGACGCUGACCCAGGCACGGUGAUACUGAACGCCACCGGCUGUGAGCACGAGGAGACCACCUACGCGCCCGGCGAGGAGUUCUUCAAGAGUUGUGAACUCCGAUGCGUUUGCACAGCGAGCGAACAAAUCGAGUGCAAGCCUCGAUGUCAGGUGGACCAGUCAACAAUCCAGGACCUGCCGCCUGGCUGUGUGCGGGUGCAGGAACCGGAGCCCAAUCACCUCUGUUGCAUGAAAUUGGAGUGCAAGAACACGACGGCAGGAGUGGCAGUGCCAGACCCUACGUUUGCCGGCUGUGUGUUCGGUGAAGACAGGUACGACAUCGAUGAAGUUUUCUACCAAGGCUGCAAAAGCAGGUGCAAGUGCAUGGGCUUUGGUGAUGUCUCAUGCCAGCCCAGGUGUCCGCCACAGCAGCCGUCCGACGACCCGUCCUGCUCGGUCCGGCCCGACCCGGCCGACGCCUGCUGCAGCAUCUCUGUCUGUGACUCUGUCGCGCCGGCGAACACCAGCGACGCGGACGCCGCCACCACCGCCGAGCCCGACGCCGCCGACGGUGACGCCACCACCGAGCCGAGCACGGCAGCGGAGGAGGCGAUCGAGGCGCGCACUCGGCUGGGCGCCGGCCGCCUCGAGCCCGCCGCCAGCGAGCUGCGCCUCCUCGGCUUGCAGGCGGUCGACUCCAGCUCGACGCAGGUGGAGGUCGGCGUGCCGCCGGCCGUGGCCGAGCGCUUCUUCACGACGCUCCGCGACGAGCCGCUGCUGGUGGAGUGGCGCUACGGCGCCGCCGCCUGGCAGGAGCGCUCCGUGCCGCACGACAGCGUGCUGCUGCGGCGUGGCCGCCUGCUCGCGCUCGUGCCCGGCCUGGCGGCGCCGCGCGAGGCGACCGUGCGCGUCACGUACGACGGCGAGACCAGCGCACCCGUCCUCGGCGCCGAGCUCAUGGGCGGCGGUGAUGAGACAGCGCCGGCGGUGCAGCAGGAGGGAGUAAUCGUGGCUACGGACCCGCUGCCGACUACUACGGCAGCCCCUGAGGAGACGACCUCUGACGCCUCCGUCGUCGAUGCUGCUCCGACCUCCGACGGCACCUCCUGCGACUUCGACGGCGCCUCGUACAAGCUGGGCGAGGAGUUCCACGACGGCUGUCGCCAGUUCUGCCAGUGCACCGAGACGGGGGUCAGCUGCGCGGCCAUCGAGUGCCCGCAUCACUUCGGCCUCAAGCUCAUCAACCCGGACUGUAUGCAGUGGAGCCAGCCGGACGACUUCACGCCCACGCCGCCCGAGUGCUGCCCUGAGGUGACCUGCGUCGACGACGGCAGCUGCACCUUCGAGGGCGAGAAGUUCCGCAACGGGCAUCCGCUCCCGGAGAAGCUGACCGGCUGCGAGCAGCGCUGCUACUGCGAGUUCGGCAACGUGACCUGUCAGUCGGCGUGCGACCCGGUGCCGGCGACGCCGCCGCGCACGCUCCCCUGUCCGCCGGACCGCGUCACGCUCGGGCCCGGCGCCAACGGCUGCUGCAAGCUGUGGCAGUGCUCCGACGGAGGAGCCCCUAACACGACUGGUGGACGAGACCAGACAGAACUUGACCCAACGACGCUCGUUGCCCUCGGCGCCGCCUCUUCUCCUGACCUCCCCCAACCCACUGAGCCUGCGCCGUCGGCGGCGGAAGGAGAGUCCACGGACGGCAGCCCCGCUGAGGCAGAAGAGCCGACUCCGGAGCCGGAGCCGACGACGGUCGUCCCUGAAACGGCCGCCGGCGUGGAGAGCCCUGCUUCAACACAGGCGACGGGAGAAACAACGGAGGGUUUAGAGCCAGAGCUGGAAGGAUCUGGUCCGGCUACGGAGUCAGUCGAGGAAGGAAAGGCAACGGAACCGUCUCCUGCCCAAUCCCCUACUGAGUCAUCUGCGGUGACGGAAGACGCUGCUGUAGCUCAAGCGGUUAACGUCACGGAGGAAAGCAUCGCUACAGCGUCGGAGCCACCAGCAGAUGAGCACGACGGCGCGCAGGAAUCUACCGAGCCCGGAGCCAGCCAGGUGGUGGUGAUAGACGGGCAGCGCUACCUGGAAUCGAACGGCAAGCUCUUCCCGCUACCGCCUGUACCGAGCUUUGUCCAGCCAGACGGCCGUAGACCGGCGGUGGCCGGCGGCCCGCCUGCCGGGCAGCAGCCGUCUCCGGAGCCGACGGGUAACCGCGGUCCGCAUGAGGACAAUGGCGUGCCUGUUGGCCAGCCGCCGGCACCUCCAGGGGGCAACUCGAUCGUGGUUAUCGAUGGCCAACGCUUCCUCGAGAGCAACGGCAAGCUGUCCCCGCUGCCGCCCGUGUCCGGGCUGCAGGGCGGGGAUCGCAUCCCUUCGGCUCCUUCAGUUGGCAACGCGCCGGCCGGCGCCGGCGACGGCAGCUCCGUCGUGGAGAUCGACGGCCAGCGCUUCCUCGAGAGCGACGGCAAGCUGUUCCCGCUGCCGCCCGAGAGCCCUGAGGUGCUGGUGCUGCCGGAUGGCCGCCGCAUGCAGGUGUUCCCCGACGGCACAACGCGGCUGCUCACGUCGCCGCCGCCGUCGACGCAGCGGCAGCUGAUCGCGCUCGGAAACGAAAUCUCUGACCUGGACGUGCGGGAUGUGGACGCAGAGUCUGUCAAGUUCAGCUUCAGUAUCCCGCCGGCCCUGGUCGGCCUGCCCGGCAAGACAGAGGUCCUCUACACCGAUAGCCCGGGCCUGAACGACGAGGCGUCGUCCUGGGACCGGCGCGUCUUCCAGACUCCGUCGGGCCUGCUGGACCGCACAGACCUCUCCUGGGUGCUGGGCGACCUCCGGCCCGCCACACCAUACGUCAUGCAGGUCAAGGUGUUGUUCGACCAGUCCUCCACCAUCCUGCAGAGCAACGUCGUUGAAUUCCAGACACGCGAUGCGCCCGAAGCGGCCCCGACGCUGCCGCCCAAGGUGGAGGUCGAUGCUGAACUGCAGGCCUCGGACGUGGACACGACCUCGGCGCUGAUCCAGUGGCGCCGGCUGACCGAGGAGGAGCUACGCUACAUCGACGGCAUCCAGCUGCGCUACAGAGACGUCGACGUCGACGCCCAGGUGUGGACCAUGACGCCGUUCAUCCACCGCGAGCUGACCACCUACAAGCUGACGGAGUUGAAGCCGGACACGACUUACGAGGUGGACAUCGUGCUGAUGCCCUUCCAGACGCAGCGCACCGAGAUGGUCUCCUCGCACCCGCUGCGGAUCAGCACGCUGCCCGUCUUCGACCGCUACGACUUCAACAUCACACUGGGCAAGGUGGAGCCGGGGCCGAACUCCGUACGAGUGAGCUGGACGGGCAUCCCGCAGCCGCAGUAUCAGUUCGUCAACGUCUACCGCAUCGUGUACAUUUACGAGAAGGAGCGCGAGGAGAAGCACACCUUUAAGCUGGCCAAGACGUCCGACGAGCCGUCCAUCCUCAUCAAGGGCCUCAAGCCCAGCAGCAAGUACCAGGUGUGGCUGGAGGCGUACCUGAAGAACGGCAAGAAGCGCGUGUCGGAGGUCCGGGAGUUCGACACCAAGCCCGGCCAGCUGGGCAAGCCCGAGGAGAUUCGAGACGAGAGCGCAGGUGAUGCGUUGGGCACCAGGGACCCUCCCAACAACUACUACAGCGGCAUGGUUGCGGCGGCCAUUAUUGCCACCAUGGCCAUCCUGCUGUGCCUCUUCCUGGCGUUCCUGCUCGUGCGGAGGGCCAGCCGUGCCGCCGUGGAGCCGGCCGCCGCCAGGAAGAACGGCCCCAGUUACGACAACCCCGCCUUCAAGAACUCCGAGCUGGACGUGAACGGCGCCAACGGAAACGACCGGUUCGCGUAGGCGGCGCGCCCGCCCGCGCGCCGGCCAUGGCGCGCCACGCGAGCCGGGCCCCGCCCGUCCCGCUGCGACUCCGACUCCGACUCCGACUCCGGCUGGCGGCUCGGCCGAGCGGGCGGACGAGCGGGCGGGCGGGCGCGGCUGAUCUCUGGAGGGCGCGCGCUCAGUGCCAAACAAAGACGACGCGGUGAGGCCAGACUCCACUGCCGGAGAGUGAUACGUGAGCGGCCGCCCGGCCGCGGUACCGGCGCGGUACGCCAGCGUGUACCGGUGUGUACCUCAGCGGACCGCACGUGACUCCGUGUGACGGGACGCGGCGCGGCGGUGACUGGUGUCGGUGUGAGAGGUGCAUUGGCACGCUUUUCUAUGUCUUGACUGGUGAUGCCGGUGCGAUCAGUCGAAGAGUGUUGCUAGGUCAAGGCAUCAGCUGCAGCGACUUCGGCUGACCUGUGCGUGUUAGAAACCCGGUGGGUUUUCAUUUCUUUGACUGUAACGCGUGUGCUAUUUUCAUGUGGAAGCCAGCAGGCCGCGUUUGCAUGUGGUAUUUGUUGCAGUGAAUGUCGGUGUUCUUCUUCGGUGUACUUGAGCCUGUGUCUGCAUUGUUGGAGAUUUGUACACGGAGUCUGCUCUGGAUAUUGUCAGCUGAGAGAUGUUAAUGUCACUGGCUCAAAGAGACCAUGCUUGUAGCACUGGGGUAUGCUGACUGUAUCGUCUGCUUUAAAAGCUUUCACGAUCGUAGGCAAAGCAUCGUCAAGCAAACAACCCAUGAGUACUUAUUUCUAUAACAGUGCAGCGAACCUGCGUCAGUUGUUGUUACCCGACUUAUAUACAACGAAUAAAGUGUCGAGUUGGA
Molecule: messenger RNA, 6882 nt
Organism: Pollicipes pollicipes
Lineage: Eukaryota; Metazoa; Arthropoda; Thecostraca; Pollicipedomorpha; Pollicipedidae
Exons: 24
Coding region: 57-6032 (1991 amino acids)
Biological process (GO): cell adhesion; positive regulation of cell differentiation
Molecular function (GO): integrin binding
Source: RefSeq, a predicted model, not a curated record